CCCUGACUUUGAGAAGCUCUGACGCGACAUGCACACCGAUCUCAUUAGUGGAGGUGAGAUAAAUUAUGUCAGACUAAUUUGCAAUUGACUGUCGUAGCCCCACAUUAAAAGUAUGUGAUAGUGAGUUGACAAUUGGAAAUACUGUUCGAAUAUUUUUCAAUUGACUGCUAUCGCCCCAAAUAAAAAAGUAAACAUUGGCUGUUAAUUACAUCUUUUUUUUCACAUGGUUGGGGUCCCAAGAAUUUUCAGAUAUCAAAAUGGGGUCGUAAGCCAAAAAGCUGGACAACCAGAGCUGAACCUAGAACAGUAGCCAAGGGCAUUGUAAUGCAGGCUCACGUUCCAGCCAGUCACUGCCACAACAAUGGCAGGUUGUGUACGAGGGUUAGCAGUCGUGUUGGUACAGUCUAUUAGCUCUCUGUCCACCCUGCGACAGCAGUACAGUCAUUCAGCCCACCCCCUCCGUGACCACUGUAGUUGGUUGCCUCCUCUUCUCCCACGUGUAACACUUUAGGCCUUCUAUAGAGCUACCCUUUACUUGACGCAGUAAGCUGGGGUUUUGUGUGGGUGUGUACCGUAUGCUGUCUAUAGGGCACGUGUUACGUUGUUGUUGGGAGUAAUGACGCGUUAAGUUCCUCCAUUAGUGCUGGGCCCACGUUGAAAUGUCCAGUGAUCGAUGGUUCCAGCACUCGACACGUCACAGUGAUGGAGACUACGGCUGUGAGUACCUCCACUCUGACCAAUGAUGAGUUUGACAGGAAUGCACCGCGGAUCUGCGGUGUGUGCGGGGACAAAGCCACCGGAUUCCACUUCAACGCCAUGACCUGCGAGGGCUGCAAGGGUUUCUUCAGACGCAGUAUGAAGCGUAAGGCUAGCUUCACAUGCCCCUUCAAUGGCAGUUGCACUAUCACCAAGGACAACCGCCGCCACUGCCAGGCCUGCCGGCUCAAACGCUGCGUGGACAUCGGCAUGAUGAAGGAGUUCAUUCUGACAGAUGAGGAGGUGCAGAGGAAGAAGGAUCUGAUCCAGCGGAGGAAGGAUGAGGAGGCGCAGAGGGAGGCGCAGCGGGAGGCUCAGCGACCCCGGCUGAGCGAGGAGCAGAGCCAGGUCAUCGCCACGCUGGUGGAGGCACACCACAAGACCUACGACGACUCCUACUCCGACUUCAACCGCUUCAGGCCUCCGGUCCGUGAAGGCCCAGUGACACGCAGUGCAAGCAGAGCUGCUUCUCUCCACUCUCUGUCUGAUGCCUCAUCUGACUCCUUCAGCCACUCUCCAGAGUCUGUGGACACUAAGCUGAUGAACUUCAGUAACCUGCUGAUGAUGUACCAGGACCAGGGUGGCAGCCCGGACUCUAACGACGACGACAGCUCCAAGCUGUCCAUGUUGCCCCACCUGGCCGACCUGGUCAGCUACAGCAUCCAGAAGGUCAUUGGUUUCGCUAAGAUGAUCCCCGGCUUCAGGGAGCUGACGGCUGAGGACCAGAUCGCCCUGCUCAAGUCAAGCGCCAUUGAGGUGAUCAUGCUGCGCUCAAACCAGUCCUUCAACCUGGAGGAUAUGUCCUGGAGCUGUGGUGGGCCCGACUUCAAGUACUGCGUCAACGACGUCACUAAAGCGGGCCACACUCUGGAGCUGCUGGAGCCCCUGGUCAAAUUCCAGGUGGGCCUUAAGAAACUCAACCUCCAUGAGGAGGAACAUGUGCUACUCAUGGCCAUCUGCCUCCUCUCCCCAGACCGUCCUGGCGUGCAGGACCACGGGCGCAUCGAGGCACUGCAGGACCGUCUGUCGGAGACGCUGCAGGCCUACAUCCGGCUGCACCACCCGGGCAGCUGCCUGGUGUACGCUAGGAUGAUCCAGAAGCUGGCGGACCUGCGCAGCCUGAACGAGGAGCACUCCAAGCAGUACCGCUCGCUGUCCUUCCAGCCAGAGCACAGCAUGCAACUCACCCCGCUGGUGCUAGAGGUGUUCGGCAGCGAGUUCACUCGCGUUUCGCCCAUCUGAUACAACUGGGUAGUUGUAUGUAAGGAAUACCUCCACCUGGUUUCCGCCAUAUUCAGCUUACAGUGAACAAGGACAGAAGGGAGGGAGCAACUUCCUGGAAUGAAACGCAGCCAGAGACUUAAUUGUGACCUCUGUAUAGAGGGGUCAUGAGUCGUAUGGUUUCGGUCGGAGAGUUGGUGCGUCUGCUCCUCUUGGUACAGUUGGCAUGGUCUUUGCCCUUACUAGAUGUUUCUCACUCUCUCCCCUUUCCCCUAUCCAUCUCUCUUUCCUUCUUUCCCUCUAUCAGCUACUAAGUUUUCUCCACUCUCAUAUCCCCCAACCCACCUUUUUAGAGUAAACUCUUCUCUAUAGAUCUUCAGAUUUUCAGGAAAGGGCAGAAGUUCUGACAGGACAAAGAUCAGUAUCCAUUUAAUGCUGCUUUUAUCAAGAGCAUCACAGAUCGAUCAGUGUGUUGUUAUUCUUACUAACAUUGGCACGGUUGGGUAUCGCCCAGCAGAAAUAUGCUAACCAGGACAUGAGGCCACAGUGUCUGUCAUGUUAUGUAGUUUUUUAAAGCCAAGUAGUUUAGGUUGGUAUAAAGCCAGGCAAGCUGGUUCUAGAAAAGCAUGCAUGGGGCAAGUUCCUAUUUGAACAAUGUAGACUUGAGGUUGUUGCCCAUUUAUUGACUUUGAUUAAACCACUUUAAUCUAUCAAUGAAGCGGCAAGUAUUGUGUAAUAUUAAUCACCAGCUACUCCAUCUUCCAACCUUUAGUCUAAUCCUUUGAGCAUACUCCCUCUGGUGAACUGUAUGUACAUGCACCAUGUGGUCCACAUUGCUCAGUAAGUACCAAUUAAAGAUGUUGAGUAACUGCUACUAAUAUCUUUGAAUACAGUUUUUGAAUACUUUUUGGCAAUGCUUCCUACCAUCUUUCCAACUAAAUGUCUCAAUUUUGACAGUUUGUAUUCAGAACUUUAAAAAAAGACGUGUCCAGCAAAAGCAGGCAGUUUGAUAAUCAGUCGUCGUGCUAGCUAUUGGAGGUACUGUAUGUAGACCUCGCUAGACAUCAAAUCGAUAUAAACUAACGCAAAUAAGAGCAUCUUAAAGUGGCCUGCAUGCACAAAUAAUUAAUUUUUCGCAAUGAAAAUGGGGGAAUUGGCUCCCAUGUACUCCUCACUCUACACUUUGGAGUACAAGGCAGGGAGUGAAAGGAGUUCAGAAUUAGUAGUGAUUAGCUAGCUAUGUGUUACCUAUGUAUUAGCUAUAGAUAUUGACAGCCAGCAGACACUGUGGUCCCUCAGGGCCUGAGUUGAGUGCCUAUAUGAACCUUUUAACGACUGGAGAGUGUUUCGCGAAGCAGGAUUAGAAAGUUAGCAAGCUAGCUUUUCCAAGUAUCUUUUCCAAGUAUCUUAAAACAAUUCAAAUUUUAAAGAUUGGUCAAUUGUACUUCCUUACCUAUUAUUCUAGCAACUAACUGGGAUUCUACUUUACCGAUCUUUAUGGGCAAGAAAAUCUAGUCGUUUUAAGAAUUGUUAUGCUAAAAUGUUAGAUUGUUAAAUUAAUAAUCCUGUUUUUAAGACACUGCACCACGUCACAUUCGAUGGAAAGCCAGAAACAACAGAAGCACUUUAGGUAUUAUUUGUAACACAAUGCAUACAUUUGGAUGAAUAUGCUCGCCAUAACUGCCUGUCCAUGUCAGCAUUAUAUGGCUGCAAUUAUCAAAGUAAUUCAUCAAAUUUCUUGCAAUGUAUGUUUUUAUUUCAUCUAUUACAACAGACAUAAAUUGGUGUUUAUGUAAUGUUAUUUUUGUCAGAUGUUUUGCAAAUCAAAUAAUAAACAACUGUGUAGUGGUU
Coregonus clupeaformis (lake whitefish) is the source of this 3828-nucleotide messenger RNA. RefSeq names its product vitamin D3 receptor B-like. Gene Ontology annotation, cellular component: nucleus. Lineage: Eukaryota; Metazoa; Chordata; Actinopteri; Salmoniformes; Salmonidae. Gene Ontology annotation, biological process: negative regulation of transcription by RNA polymerase II; cell differentiation; positive regulation of transcription by RNA polymerase II. The transcript is spliced from 10 exons. Bases 703 to 1998 code for a protein of 431 amino acids. Gene Ontology annotation, molecular function: nuclear receptor activity; zinc ion binding; vitamin D response element binding. The record is from RefSeq and is a predicted model, not a curated record.